Messenger RNA from Rhea pennata, 4409 nucleotides. RefSeq names its product trafficking protein particle complex subunit 12 (gene TRAPPC12). The transcript has 12 exons. The record is from RefSeq and is a predicted model, not a curated record. Gene Ontology annotation, molecular function: protein binding. Gene Ontology annotation, cellular component: Golgi apparatus; TRAPP complex. NCBI's taxonomy places the organism in Eukaryota, Metazoa, Chordata, Aves, Rheiformes, Rheidae. The coding region runs from base 65 to 2437 and encodes 790 amino acids.
GCGGCGCUGGGCGCGGCGGUGGUGCGAGGAGCGCGGCCAGGGCCGGGGCCGGGGCCGAGUUACAAUGGAAAGUAAUGGGAGUAAUGCUAAGGAUGCUAAGAGCACUUCAGAGGAAGAGGACAGUAGUGAUAGAGUCCAACAGAAAACUCAGGAAGAGGCUCUCUUUCAUGAGGAAACUAUUGAUCUUGGUGGAGAUGAAUUUGAGUCUGAAGGGAAUGAAACUGUAUCAGAAGAUUCUAAUAAUUUUAUAGAUAAACUUAAUGAGCAAAUGAUGGAAAGUGUCAUUAUUUCAGAUUCUCCAAACAACAGUGAAGAUGACACUGGUGAACUUGGUUGUUUGCAGGAGAUAGUAGAACAAAUGGAAGCCAAGGACAAUCAAAAAACACAAGCAGAAGUGAGUAAGGAAGAGUUUUUAAGUAAUGAGAGUGAAACUGAACAUGAAGAAACACCUAAAGACUUUUCUGAGAUUGGAACAGAUGAUCAGGCAUCUUUAAAGGAAGAAUCAAUUCAAGAAGCAGUGAAGGAGGAACUGAAGUUGAUAAACAACAUUCCUGUUAAAACAAGACCAAAUAAUAUUGAUGAAAGCAAACCUGAGAACCAGAUACCAUUACCCAGUACUGGCAAACCAAAUCCUGAGGCUGAGCCUAUCCCUGUGUGUACCAUUUUCAGCCAAGCAAACAAUGUCAGUACUCAGCCACAGUUGUUCCUGCAUGAUGGUUUUGAGCCUCAAAUGGUAAAAUCUCCCAGUUUUAGUAGUAUAAUUGAGACUCCAGUGAAGUCUAAUCCACAGGUAGUUCAACCGAGUCCUAGUCUAAGCAAAUUCUUUGGUGAUACUGUUAACACUAAUACUUUAGCUUCUGACUUUUUUGAUUCAUUUACCACAUCCAGUUUUAUUUCUGUCAGUAAUCCUAAUGCAAGUUCUUCAGUCCCAGAGCAAAUGUCCUCUACUUCUUCCACUGCAGACAGUUCUCAUGCUUCACCUGACCCUACCUUUUCUAUAGGAAAUGGGAGAACUGAGGCAGGUGGUCCUCCAGCCUCUUUAGAAAUAUCUCAGUCCCCCAAGCCCUUCUCACAAAUCCAGGCUGUUUUUGCUGGGAGUGAUGACCCAUUUGCCACAGCCUUGAAUAUGAGUGAACUAGAUAGAAGAAAUGAUGCUUGGCUUCCCAGUGAGGAAACCAGAAAUGUUCUAAUUUCAGUUGCCACACAACAAUACAGCACUCUAUUCAUAGACAAAGAGAAUCUCACCAUGCCCGGAUUAAAAUUUGAUAAUAUCCAGGGAGAUGCAGUGAAAGAUUUAAUGCUUCGCUUCUUGGGGGAACAAGCUGCAGUGAAGAGACAAGUUUUAAAUGCCAACUCUGUAGAACAGUCAUUUGUAGGCUUGAAACAGCUAAUUAGCAGUAAAAACUGGAGAGCUGCUGUUGACCUGUGUGGGCGACUUCUAACUGCCCAUGGUCAAGGCUAUGGAAAAAGUGGACUACCUACUAACCAUACAACAGAUUCUUUGCAGCUAUGGUUUGUGAGACUGGCAUUACUGGUAAAAUUGAAUCUCUUCCAAAAUGCAGAAAUGGAAUUUGAACCAUUUGGAAAUUUAGACCAGCCUGAUCUUUAUUAUGAAUAUUACCCUCAUGUAUACCCUGGAAGAAAAGGUUCCAUGGUUCCUUUCUCCAUGCGGAUUUUGCAUGCUGAACUUCCUCAGUACCUAGGUAAUCCUCAGGAAUCACUUGAUAGACUGCACAGUAUGAAGAUAAUCUGCACCAAGAUUCUAGAAAAUUUAGAACAAGGCUUAGCUGAAGAUGGAAGUAUGACUAACAUUGCACAGGAGAACAGACAAGCCUCUGUUCAGCUGUGGAGGUCACGUCUGGGCCGGGUGAUGUACUCCAUGGCAAACUGUCUGCUAAUGAUGAAGGACUAUGUGCUUGCUGUAGAUGCUUAUCACACUGUCAUCAAAUAUUAUCCACAGCAAGAGCCUCAGCUGUUGAGUGGAAUUGGAAGGAUUUUCCUUCAGAUCGGAGACAUAAAAACUGCAGAAAAAUAUUUUCAAGAUGUUGAGAAAGUGACUCACAAAUUGGAUGGACUACAGAGCCAAAUUAUGGUUUUAAUGAACAGAGCAUUUCUCCACCUUGGUCAGAAUAAUUUUGCAGAAGCUCAUCGAUUCUUCACAGAAAUUUUAAGGAUUGAUUCAUCAAAUGCUGUGGCUAAUAACAAUGCUGCUGUUUGUCUUCUUUAUCUGGGAAAAUUGAAGGAUUCCCUCCGGCAAUUGGAAGGAAUGGUUCAGCAGGACCCUGAACACUACCUACACGAGAGCGUUCUUUUCAACUUGACAACUAUGUAUGAAUUGGAGUCAUCCCGCAGCAUGCAGAAGAAGCAGGCCCUUUUAGAGGCUGUAGCCCUCAAAGAGGGUGAUAGCUUUAAUACUCAGUGUCUCAAGUUAGGAUAGAUCAUUUCCAACUUUUUUUUUCCAGCAAAGCUCAUUUUUAAAAUUGUAUAUACUCUUGCUAAUGUGUAAAUGUGAAAUAAAAUCUCUUCAGUUAUGAAUAUUCAGUGGCAUUACUACAGAAGCUAUGUUAUCUCUAGCAGUCCUGACUACCACUGUGAAGAUUUUAUGCUGACCUAUAGCCAGCUUCAUCCAUGCAAGUCUAUGACUGUUUAUGGUUAUGCCUCAUUACAGGAUAUGCAAACAAUCAGUUACUCUCAUUCUUUUUAAAGGAAAAACUGCAUUUGACCUACUUUAGCUUGAUGAUUGCUAUAAUCUUUCAGUAAUUUGUGAGUAAUGAGCUAAUUUCAUCAGAUGAUAGCUAAAAGAUAUUGACAGGCUAUCAGUAUGUGUAUUACAGAGAUGAAGUUCUGAAUGCACAUAUCUUCAGCUGCUUUUAUUGUUUCUGUCUCAUUUACCAUCAAAAUAUUAAGUGUAGUACUGUUGUAUGCUCAACUGUUACAGGAAGGGAGCAGCAAGAAUUGAUCUAGAAUUUAAUGUCCUCUGCUUUCAAGUGAAAUUGGUAGACAGCCACCAUACUGUGAGGAACUGUAUCACCUGAAUGACACUAAAGGAUGUCCCAGUACUUUUUUGGUGUUGUGAUGCCAUUACAUCUUCUUAAUUAAAGCAUUUAGGUUCUGAAAAGGUGAGGACAGGAGUGGAGGAUUUCCCUCUCUAUUGCUGAACUAAACCUUUCUUCAUUACCUUUUUCCUCUUUCCACUCUGUAGUCCACCUAAUGUUACCAGGCCAAGAUAUAUUUCCUGCUAUGGUGGCAAAUGCAGCACAGAUUGUACUAGGAACCCCCUCAUUUUCAUACACAUGCAUAUGUAUCUUUUACCUCCUAUACUACAGCCAUCUUCCCAGUGCCUGUCCCAGGGCAUGUGGAUUCCUGUUGGUGCAGACAGACCUUGCUGCUCCCUUGUGGCAUGUUGCUCUCUAGAGAAAGGAGCAUUGCCAGACAGGGAGAAAGGAAACACAAUCUAUUGCAGCCCAGGCCCCCUCUUUUCCCACUACCAAAGUGAAGACGCCACGCAUGGAGUAUUGCCCAGGGAAAAGGAUGCAGAGGUAGAUAAGGGCUGGGUCACACAUAGUGGAAGCAAAUGGGGUGAGACAGAGCACAAGGCAACUGUCAUUGCUGGAACAGCAUCGUAAUAUGUGAUUUUGGCAUUCUUCAGAACCACAGAAUUUUAGAAUCACAGUACUUCUGUGGUGUCAGUAUAUUUCACACCUCUAUUAUCAUUUCUCCCUUCAUCUGUAUUGUAAAGAAUCAAUCCAGGUACUACCUAUCAUUGUAUGUGAAUAUAAAUAAUGUAUACGUCUAUUUGUCAUUUUUGGAUCAUUCGGAGAUUAGAGUAACGUUCAGCAACUGGAGUAGCUCGUUGUCAUAAAUCACAGCCUUGGACCAGUUCUGUAAUGGUAAACACCUCUUUGGGUUAUGUAAUCUGCCACACCAAUCAACUAGUUCUCACCAUCUGUAAACACCUUCACCUGUAUUUUUAAGUAACUAAUAACUCUUGUUAAAAUAAGUGGCUAGUAACUCAUUAAGAUGAGGGGUCCAAAAGGUUGUUCUCAAAAAAUGAGAUUAUUUGAAAACUGCUGCAAGCUGGACAAGUAAAAAAUUGAGGGUGCCUAAAAAUUGCUGAUCUUCAUGUAAGUCUUAAGCCUAUAGCUUCUCUUACACAGAGACAAAACUUGUUGCAUGUCUACAGUAUAUGUAUGUUUUACAUAUUAUAUACUGAAACAAUAAAUAGAUAUAUACCAAUCAACUGAAAAAUUUUAAAUCAGUAUUUCAGCUAUUUCCAUAGCCGAAUCUGAAUUAAAUUUGUGCAAGAAAAACAAGCAUGUGAGUAGACUUGACCUCAGAUACCACUGCUAAACUCAAAAAAUGAAAGAUUCAGCACCGCCUACUUCAAGUGGAUUUAAACAAUUCAUGCA